This is a messenger RNA of Symbiodinium sp. CCMP2456, 1038 nucleotides long. NCBI's taxonomy places the organism in Eukaryota, Dinophyceae, Suessiales, Symbiodiniaceae. The record is from the annotation of a GenBank genome assembly.
AUGUGCUUCCUCUUUGGCGCAACGGGCGUUGGUGUAACGGUGACGGGGGAAGCCCUCAUUGGUGGCGUCAGUGAUGAUCCCUACCUCUUCAGAACCUUUGUUCGAGCAGUUCGGGCCUGGGGCGGCAUGGGCCACAUCGGCACGGAGCUCCGUUACGUGGACUCGAACGAGGCCGCGGGCGAUCGUCCUCCGCCUUUCGAGGUCGAGCCAGGACAGCCGACGAGGGGUGUCAACUCUGCCGGCUUGUCUUUCACCGCUGCUCUGGCAGUAGAGCGUGACGUCGACAGCACGGACAAACUCACGGUGCCCCAGACGUUUGCAGACCUCAGUCGGCAGAUGAUGAACUCCUGCCAGGACGUGGAACAAGCACUUGUUCUGCUACUGGCAGCAGGAGCAGUGACGCCCUCUUUCUCUGUGCUUUUGGCGGAUGCUCAACAGAACCUAGCACAAGUGGAGGUGGGCCCGUUUGGUGUCGCCGUGCUUCAGCGCUAUUCGCGCGACAACCCUGGAAUCGUUGUUGCGGUGAACUGCCACCAGUGUCCGGAAUUGGUGGAGUUCAAUUUGCCCGAGGCCCAGUUGAGCUACAAGGGCAACAACAACGGCCUGCGUUGGCGCCGCGGGUGGCAGCUGGCCUCCAAGUAUCGAGGAAGCAUUGAUGUGGACGUCAUGGCCGCGAUCCUGUGCGAUCACUCUAACAUUGAGGAGGACUGCAGCACAAACCCUGUGAUCCCUUGGUGGGGUCAUAGCAUCUGCAACCAUGGAAGCUGCGGUGCCGAGAAGUAUGACAGCUGCAAUCCUUGUUGGGGCACGGUCAGUGCGGAGAUCAUGCAGCCCUCCGCCCGGUUGCUACACUAUGCAUACGGCUGGCCAUGUGGUCACCAACCCACCUCCACAGAUCAGCUCUACCAAGCGGGCUCCUGGGGUCACUUCAAAGCCUUCCGUGUGCCGGAGGCUUUUCAGUGCAAGGAAGACGAAGUGGUGCAGUGCACGACCGUGGAGGGUUCUGUCACUGAAGUGGGGUACAGUUUCAUCAUGUAA